CGCAGUUCCUAGCUCCUCAUCAAAAUAGUCACUGCGAUCUUCUGUCAAGCUCUUUGUGACUACCAUCUCCUGAUUUGGCCAGCCAAGGCCCUCCCAACAUGAAGGUCUCGCCCCUCCUUCUGUACACCGGACUUGCUGCCGCCGCAGACGUCCUCGUAUGUACAGACGAGUCGUGCUACGCGACUGAUCCUUCUCUUCCUCGACCUACAGCAAUCACUGGUCCCGAUGGAAUAUCCUCCUCUCUGAUCCCAUUCGUAUGGACAGACUUGACGCAGCUAUCGGUCACAACCACCAUCGAGACGACAAUCACGCAGACUGAUAGCGGUGCGCUGCUCAUUACACCUACAGUGAGCGUGGUUGUCCAACCCAAAGGAUACUGGUGAGAUGGUUUUUGUCUCAGGGCAACAUUUUGACUGAUGUUCUGUAGGUGGCGUAAUCAACUCCUCGGGCCGCCAGUGACACCGCCUGGUCCACAAGCUGGCAGUACGACGGAUAUAAUUAUUGCUCCACCUGGCACCGGAGGAGGUGCAACACCGCCGCCUGGAACUCCGACGCCUGUGGUUUCGACUUCGAGCUCGACUGAUGCUGGUGGAGUGAUUGUACCGGUACCGAUCACUUUGGCACCGCCAGGCCCUCCGCCGAAUCCAGAUCCUCCAGCGCCUGGUAACCCAGAUCCGAACAAUCCUGAUAUUCCCGAUACUCCUAGUACUCCCGAUACUCCUAGUACUCCCGAUACUCCAGACCCUAAUACUCCAGACCCUAAUACUCCAGACCCUAAUACUCCAGACCCUAAUACUCCAGACCCUAAUACUCCAGAUACUCCCGAUACUCCUGGUACUCCCGAUACUCCUGGUACUCCCGAUACUCCUGGUACUCCCGAUAUUCCAGACACUCCAGACACUCCAGACACUCCAGACGACCCAUCCAAUCCAGAUAAUCCAUCCGACCCAAAUGAUCCAAACCCCAACCCCAACCCAAAUCCCAAUCCGAAUCCGAACCCCAACCCAAAUCCGAACCCAAAUCCCACCCCAGGUCCCGAUCCAGACCCAUCGAACCCUCCUCAGCCCAGCGAUACCGGCAGCGGCGAACCCACCAAGACGGACACCACAGGCGGAGAUCCGACACAAGCGCCAGAACCUACGGUACCUCCAGAGCUAAACUGCGAUGAGCCCAAGACAGCAGAGCAGUGCACAGCGUCCUGUAUCGCUAGCACGGCAUCUCCAGAUACCACGCUUACCACAGAAUGUACGACAACCGUGUGUCGCACCGAUAUCGCCUGCGACGCAGUGCCUACGACAGUAUCCGAAAUCCGGACAAAGCAAGACAACCCAGCUUGCACGCUUGCGCCUUCGCUCAGCCCGGACGGACGCAGGCCGCUAG
This is a messenger RNA of Paraphaeosphaeria sporulosa, 1380 nucleotides long. RefSeq lists its product as uncharacterized. The annotation marks the transcript as partial. NCBI's taxonomy places the organism in Eukaryota, Fungi, Ascomycota, Dothideomycetes, Pleosporales, Didymosphaeriaceae. The record is from RefSeq and is a predicted model, not a curated record. The transcript has a single exon.